Messenger RNA from Strongylocentrotus purpuratus (purple sea urchin), 4398 nucleotides. Its product is annotated as ADP-ribosylation factor-like protein 3. Gene Ontology annotation, biological process: cilium assembly. The record is from RefSeq and is a predicted model, not a curated record. Bases 129 to 683 code for a protein of 184 amino acids. The transcript is spliced from 5 exons. Gene Ontology annotation, cellular component: microtubule cytoskeleton; cytoplasm. NCBI's taxonomy places the organism in Eukaryota, Metazoa, Echinodermata, Echinoidea, Camarodonta, Strongylocentrotidae. Gene Ontology annotation, molecular function: GTPase activity; GTP binding.
AUUGUGUCAUAUCCACCGCCACAAUAAUUUAUUUAUUUUCCGGAAGUUAUAUCUUCCAAUACAUGAUGACGUCAUAUUACAUAGUUACACCAAGCUAAAUUUCGCAGAUCGACGACGAGACAGUUAUCAUGCCGUACUUUUUAGACCUGUUACGGAAACUGAAGCACAAACAUCAGAGGGAGCUACGAGUUCUUCUACUUGGUCUGGACAAUGCUGGCAAGACUACCAUUCUUAAAAGCCUUUCUAAAGAGGGUCAUGAGAACAUAUCACCAACGCGAGGUUUCAACAUCAAGAGCUUAAAAAACAAGGAAUGGAAUCUUAACGUAUGGGAUAUAGGAGGGCAACGGAAGAUCAGACCGUACUGGAGGAACUACUUUGAAAAUACCGAUGUUUUGAUAUAUGUGGUAGACAGUUCAGAUAGAACAAGAUUUGAAGAAACAGGGGAGGAAUUGAAUGAACUAUUGGAGGAAGAGAAGUUACAGCGAGUACCAGUGCUAGUAUUCGCCAACAAGCAGGAUCUAGUAGGAGCAGCAUCUGCCUCUGACCUAUCUGAUGGUGAUGCUUUAAAUCUACAAUCUAUUCGAGACAGGCCUUGGCAAAUCCAAGCAUGUUCAGCCCUGUCCGGAGAAGGCCUGGAGGAUGGUUUAACGUGGGUAGUGAAGACGAUAAACAGUAAAAAGUAGAGACCUUCCAUCCUGCCCAGUUCCAUCAGCGUGGCGUUGCCAUCUUAGCAGAGAAGACACAUGAUCCUUGCCAUACCAUCCUUGACAGUAAGAUAAUGGGUGUAGUCCUAGGACCAGCUUGUUCUCAAGAUGUAUGUUCUUAUGGUCUUCAGUCUUGAUCCCUUGGGUUGCAUAGUCCGCCCAAGAAGGUGAAGGUGGACAAUGUGUGGAGGCUGAUGAUCGCCACCCUUUGCUUCCUGAACACAGUUACCCUCAUCAUUGUGCAGCAGCGUGAAAAAUACUUUUCUGUUUGUUUGUGGGAGCAAAUUUAUCAGUGAUAGUUUAGUAAUACAUGUGUAUUGUGUUUUAACAGAGUUUUUUUUCUAUUUACCAGAGCUAUAUCGCUCAAAGCUCUCUUUUUAAAAAAUGUGUUUAUAUAUUUUUUUUUAUUUAAAAAAAAAAAACGUUUGUCAGUUUAUUUCCAUGGAAACCUUUGAUGCUCAAUUCAAACAGCAGAAUUAUUUUUGAUGCAACACUUCAAAGUUUAUUCAUGACAAUCAUCUAAAAACUUAGACAACAGAAGAGGUUAUACAUGUAGAGCAUUGUCUGUAUAUGCAAGUAGGGUCAUUAAGGCUCAUUGUCUGCCAGUCCUGUACACGUGUUAUGCCUAGCACCCUCUUUGUGUUCAUCCAGUAAAGGAUAACUGCAACCACCUCCCACAAUAACCAUGUAAUUCAAAGAAUUGUUGUAAGGGAUUACUCAAGUUCUCAUCAAAAGAUCAAGGCAGCUCUGACUGUCAUCUACAUGUCGAGGGUUCAGUGACACGAUGACGUAACUCCUCUUUUUGCCAAAAUAAGUAUUUCAUAUCAAAAUGUUCAGAAAAAUGUGGUCUUUCCAGGAAACAUAAAGACUUAACACCACCCAACACCCCAUUUAAGUCAAUGGCUAGUGAAACAUAGACUUAACUCCUUAAGGCCCAAGUGCUCAGUGACACAUAAACCACUUUUUCUCAAAAUGGCCAAAAUGAAGUUACGUCUUUGUGUCACUGACCCCUCGAUGUGAUGUGCUUGGCACCCAUGGUGGUCUUUGGGCAGUCCUUGCAAAGUCAGCUGCACACCCUGCCCGAGAUUGUAAAUGAUAACACAAUUAUAAUGUCUAAAUUAAGGAAAGCUAGUUUGUUUUGUCAUGAAACAGAAACAAAAGAAGAUAUUUUUUGCCCAAUUUAGCAAUGAAACUAACAAAUUGAGAUACAAAAUUUGACUCAUGUCUCUUAAAAGUUUUGAGAUUUUAUCCAUGAUUACUGCAUCAUAGCCUUAGGUCUGCACCCCAACUUUGUGUUGCAGAAGGGAUUCCUGCUUUGAAAGAUUUCCAUGCACUGAAUUAUUGCCAUAUAGCGUAGUCGAUGGGUAGACCAACAUACUACAUAUUAUAUGCACACUACUGCACCACAGAUUCAUGAACUGAUUAAGAAAAUGAAAAACUAAUCAACCCACAAAGGUGUGGCUUACUUACAUUGUGCCACUCCAACAGCCCUCAUAAAUACAAGGUUCUCCUUAAAUAUUUUGGUCUCAAAUGCUUUGUGAAUUUUCAACAGCAAUGUCCAGAAAUUUACUUCACGUAUGUGCUACAUUUCCAGUGCUUUCUGUUUGUUGCCAGAUAAUUCUUUUCAAUGAAUGAUUAAGUAAAGUUGCAAUCAGUGCCAAAGAAUUUUUAUUUAUACAUUUUUGUGUGUAGGCUAAUUUCAGAAAUAAAAGAUGCUUGAAUUCAAAUGUUGUAUAGCGCCCCCUUCUGGCCAUCAUACAAGUUAAGCCAUUGUGAUGUCAUGGUUAUUAAGUUCAAGAAUACAAAUCUUUUGGUGUAUUGCAGAGCAAUACAUCUAGCAUGGUAGUUGCCUGUUGAUAUGAGCAUGGUCUGAAAUGCCUAAUAUUUAGUCUCAACCUUCAUAGGCUCUGUGUGAUAGCUGCUGUAAAAUCGUCUCAAAGCAAAUGUAGAAUUCAAUCAAGUAAAUGUAAAUUUUAUUCCAGCAUCAAAAAGUUGUCUGAUUUUUCAGCAUGUGAACUGGACAGCUGCUCUGAACUUGGAUUGCGUCUUUACCUGAGAAUAAGAUCAUAAUUUCACUUUUUUUUUUGUGUAUACAUUGAUAUGGUUAUGAAAAAGUUGAUUCAUUCAUUUUGUUAUCAAGAAACGUGUCUAAAAUGGCUGAUUUUAUAUAAAUAUAUAUACAUAUUCAUCAAGAAGCACAGAAGGGAACAACGAGAAGCUUGAAUCUUUUUUUAACAGCCCUAUUCUUUUAAACACUGCAUAUUUAUAUCAAUUGCAACAAAAUACUUACACGUGUAUAUGUCAUAGCCUCCAUUUUUUUCAUAGCACACAAAACCUUGUUCUACGUUAAUCCCCUAGCCAGCAGGGGAAAUAGCCCAGUGUGUUUACUGUAUGUAAUGAUGACGUAACACAUGAGCUGUUCCAGGGUUUCAAAAUGAUCCCCUCUUUUUAAGUCUUUAACCAACCUCUCCAUCAUUCAAAUCAACCUGAAAAAUAGAAAAUGCAGAUCGUACAAAAUCCCUUUUGUCUAUGAAACCUAUUUUUAGCCUUCUAGAAAGCUAAAAUAUCUUUUCAUUAUGAUACCGCAGAUGUUGUGUGUCCCAAGUCACCCCUUUAUUUUUUAUAGUUUUAUAUAGUUAGGUUUCAUUCAUGUGACUUUUGUUUCUUUAGAUACAGAAUAUUUUUCAAGAAAACACAGUGGCAUCAAGUAAUGAACAGGUUGAAUUAUGGUAUGUGCAUUAUAAAUAUGUAGUAUGCCAUAACUGUAAUGCUUGUUUGGAUGUUUUUUAUGUAUUUUUGUUUGUUUGUUUGUUUUGUAUAUACACCUAGCUUGCAUGAAAUGUAUUCACCUUGAGUUAAAAGUUUGUCUAAUUAAUGCAUAUAUGUAAAUAUCAUAAUGGCUAUAUAGAUUCAACAGGUUAAAUAGAUGACAAAUCGUACUAUGAUAUGACUAAGACGGAUUGAUAUAAUUAUAAUGUACAAAAACAGGUUUAUACAUGUGUAUAUACUGUAUCACAAAUGACAUUAUAGAUUUUUGUUCUAUUUAAAAAGGUAUUAGCCUAGCAGAGCCGAGGUAAUAUUGGAGCGCUUUGAGCACCUGAGUGGAUAUGUGCGCUAUGUAAAUAUCCAAUAUUAUUAUUAUGAUUAGCAUAAUGGCUUAAAAGAGGUGAGCUAGUCAAUUUAUGCUCGACUGAAGAUGAAUUGGUUGUGGGUUGAAUAUCUGCAGGUGCCGUAAACAUGUCCUUAAGCAAGGGAUUCUAUCUAUAUUGCUUCUAUCCACCCAAGUAUUAAAUAGGUACCUGGUAGGAUGCUUCUAAGGGAGCAGAGAAUGUGCAGAGAAUGUGAACGUAUUGUGUGCGGCCAAGUCUAAAUACUAUGAACAGGAUAGUGUAAAAGAAAAGAGAUAUCUUAGAUAUAGUUAGCACUUCAUGUAUAUAAAGCCAGAAUGUUAUUAUUACUAUUAUUAUUAUUAUUAUUAAGAAAGGUAUUGAUGGUUAAGUACUUUGCCAGUAUAUAUAUAGUUGUGUGUCUUCUGUAAAAAAAAAGGUUUCUAUGAUUUAAUAUUUAAGCAGAUAUAAGUAUGGGAUCAAAACUCCAGCUAUUCAUGGAAUGAGAUUUUGAUUAUUUAUGAAGUGAUAAAACUUGAAAAUCCUCCUGAAUGUAUUCAUAAAUAUGAACUUGAUGUAUACUUUCA